UAACUUUGUUUGACCCAAAGCUCUCUCUCAUCUCUCAUCUCUCUUUCGCUCUCUCGCGGCAGAACAGCGCCGCUUCUCUUUCUCUCUUCUUCCUCACUUCUCCGGCGAUCAAUCCACCGCCGUCCGCCGCCUGUUUCUCCCACCCUCCUCUUCUCCUCUUCAAACUGUUAACAGAAAAAUACUUUAACCCCAAGAUCAAAAUUCCCGAAAUCUAUUCUCCCUUCCCCGGCGAAAGCUUCGCCGCCUUCCAGCUCACGGUAGUCCCGCCGCUGCCUGUCCAAGUCAGCCUUCGCCGUGGCCUUCUUGUAUGCGCCUCUGCCGUCUCCAGCAGCAGCAACGCUGCCAUCGUCGUCGAAGGCUCCCCCAUUCUUCAACCCCCAUUUUGGAUUUCCUCCUCUUCUCGGCCACACAACACCGGCAAGGGUUUUCCUAUAGGAUGCAGGGCCGGUGCUUGUGAGUUUUUCAAUCGCAUUUGAUGAAUCUCCAUGAACAAGGUAAUAUGUUUACAGAUACGACAUUUGGAGAAGAUAUAUGUGGUAUCAAGGACGAGCCAUUCAUGAUUGAUUUUGAUCUGGACAUUGGAAAAUUGUCUGUUUCUCCACGGCCUUAUCAGUCCUCUUCUGUGGCAGCUUUGAGCAUGGUAGAAUCAGAAGUUUUAGGUUCUGAUCUUCUUUCAGCUUUUGAUUCUAUCUGUGUUCAUGAGUCUCUCGAGCAAAAGGACUGUGUAGCACCGGACAUCAAUGCCAAUUCUUUUGAUUCAGUUGGCCAAGCUUACCUGUCUACACAAUGCCCAGCCGAUGGAAAUGAUACUAAAGACCUUGGUUCUUCUGACUUAGCUGUUGUUGCUGAGCCAUCUGUACAAGGGGAUGGUGAAGCUAAUAAGGCUUUGGUUGGUGGUAUUGACAAAACAUGCACACAGAGUCAUUCCUUAAUUGUAUAUACAUCUUCUCAUAGGAGGAGUGCACGCAAUACUAAAUCAAGUCAGAUGAACGAGUCCCCAAAUUCAUCAAAAUGUAGAAUGCUAGUCAACAAAAGCCCAGAAUUUGAUCCAAGUUCCUUGCCAAUAAUAAGAAGAAGUAGAAGUUUAUCUGCCAACCGGGCUCGAUCUUCUGUUUGGGGAGAUCUAGGGAACAUCUUACCAGAUAUUGAUCAAAGCAGUGUGGUUGAAAAAUGUUUAGGUAAUGAGAGAAAACCAAGACGUCAGAAAGGUGGGAAAGGAAAAAUGAAGGGUAUCAGAGAUCAGAUAGGUAAAAAAUCAAUAGGGAAAAGGUUGGUUCCCACUGGUCAUAUUUCAUUGAAGGUUAAGAUUGGAAAUAAAUUAUGUACCCUUGGUAAUAUAACUAAAAAUUUUAGUGCAUCAGGAAAAGAUAUUUCUGGAUUAAUUGAUACAAAGGAAAACAAGUUGGGAAAGGAAGUCCCAAGAGACAUUUCAGCGCCAUGGGAAAGGAAUUUGGAGAAGGUGAUGUCAUCUGAUGGUUCUGCUUUAAGCACACAUCUUAAGGUCAAGGGCACUUUGUAUAACCAAUCCUUUGAAACUUCAAGUAACUUCCAUGAGAUUAGAAGCCUGGAGGAGGGUGGUAACUCUAGAACUUUGACCGAAAUCCAGUGUUCUGAUGUUGGAACCUCGCCUGAUUCAGAAGUUAUAAAUUCUAUUCCUGAUGUUUCACUUUGUGAAAAAGGUUUACCUGUUCUACAAGAUGGUCCAAUUUUGUCUAAGGCAUGUGUCUCUCCAAUGGACAUCUCCAAUUUGAUUUUAUCAGCUAAGCAUUCCAAAAAAGGAAAGAAGAAGGUCAAGCACCAUCAGGUAGACAAUUGUGUGUUGGGAAGCAAACUAAGUAGUGUGGGUACCAGAAAUAAUGCUACAGAUCCUGCUUCUGUGAAAGAUGUUUCUAGUUCGAGUCCAUCACGAGCUAAAUCUAAGAAAGGAAGGAAGAAAGAUAAGUUCUGUGAGGGAGACAAUUCUGAGGUGGAAACUAAUCUGACAACUAUAGAAACCUCAAAUAAGGUGAAUGAACUUGCAGAUCUUGGAGUGGGUGAUAUCUAUUGUGAUGAUUAUAUGAGAACUGCAAAACCAUAUAUAAAUGGUGAGGACAUGAAGCCUUGUUCAGGGCAUUUUGUGAGAAGUAUGGUCUCAAACUCACCAGUCCUCGACACGUUGAUACCUUGCAGCAAUGGUAUAAAAUUUCCCAAAUGUUCUAGUGCUAAGGGAAUGAGCAAGGGCAGGUCUAGAAAUUUUCCCAAUGAGAAAGAAGCAGCCUCUAAAAAGAAGGGAAAUAAAAACAGUUUAGAUGGAAAUGAAACACCAUUUGAUCUUGGAGGAACUGAAGCAUUUAGCAGUGGUGUAACUGAACCAAUUAACAGAAUGCAAUUUAUAAUCGACGGGGUGAGAGAGCAACACGAAUCACCUAGGAACGCAUGGGUGCUUUGUGAUGAGUGCCAAAAGUGGCGGCGGAUACAAGCGGCACUUGCUGAUCAAAUUGAAGAAACGAACUGUGGAUGGACUUGCAAAGAUAACACUGAUAAAGACUUUGCUGACUGCUCAAUUCCUCAAGAGAAGUCAGAUUCAGACAUUAAUGAAGAACUGGAAAUAUCUGAUGGUUCUUGUGAGGAAGAUGCUCGCGGAACUUUUUUUAAGCUUAAUCCAGACCGAUCAAAGGUUGCUCAGCAGUCAUCGUGGACACUUAUUAAGUCGAACUUGUUUCUGCAUCGAAGCCGCAAAACUCAAACCAUUGAUGAGGUAAUGGUUUGCCAUUGUAAACCGCCAUCAGAUGGAAGAAUGGGUUGUAGAGCUAAAUGUUUGAACCGGAUUCUUAACAUUGAGUGUGUUCAGGGAACUUGUCCAUGCGGUGAGCUUUGUUCAAAUCAACAGUUUCAAAGGCGCAAAUAUUCUAAACUGAAGUGGUUCAGGUGUGGAAAGAAAGGCUAUGGUCUUCAGGCGCUUGAAGACAUGCCUCAAGGACAGUUCCUUAUAGAAUAUGUUGGAGAGGUACUUGAUGUGCAUGCAUAUGAAGCAAGACAAAGAGAAUAUGGCAUGAAUGGUCAUAGACAUUUCUAUUUCAUGACAUUGAAUGGGAGUGAGGUGAUUGAUGCAUGUUCCAAAGGGAAUCUGGGUCGGUUUAUAAAUCACAGCUGUGACCCUAACUGUCGCACAGAAAAGUGGAUGGUGAAUGGGGAAGUUUGCAUUGGACUAUUUGCUUUGAGAGAUAUAAAGAAGGGGGAAGAGGUUACAUUUGAUUACAACUUUGUACGUGUUUUUGGGGCUGCCGCCAAAAAAUGUGAAUGUGGUUCAGCUAAUUGUCGGGGCUAUAUUGGUGGUGAUCUAACAAACUCGGAAGUAAUUGCUCAGGAUGAUUCAGAUGAUGAAUACACAGAACCUGUUAUGAUCUGUGAAGAAGGAGAUAUGAGUGAAGAUUGGAAUGAUAUACUAUUAAACAAUUCAAAAGAUGAAAUUGCUAAUGCACCAUCUGAAAACAUCUAUAAGAUGAAGAAACUUAUCGGCACUGUUGGUGAGAGCUUGAUAACAUCACACACUUCUGAAACUUCUCCUCAAUUAGCUGAAGGUGCCGACUCUGCACAGGUAGUAAUCAGGGUUGCAGAUGGGUUUGGUGUUUAUGAUUCUAUUGGUAACAAUUCUGCUGCUGAUGUUGUUGAGAAGUCAAAUAGCAAUAAUAAAACUAUUGGCGAGUUCUUGAAAGGAUCUACACCAGCAGGUCUUAAGGUUGAAUCUGAGGGCAUAGUGUCCCAAAUGCACGAGUCUUCCCAAGUUGAGGAUAUUACCUCAGAAUCGGAUGGUAUUGUGAAUAAAUCCGUGUCUUCCACUCACAAAACAGUGAUUAGUGUACCACAUAGCAAAUCAUUGUCUUAUAAAGUUGAGUGUAAGAGGAGCCUAAAGUAUGCUACUGCGGAAGGAAGGGAUGAACUAGCAAAGUCCAAUUGUCUCACCAAGACCAAGCGCUUAUUGUCAUCAAUUAAGAAAGGGAAACCUAAAUUGAAUGCUUUGAAGGACAAAGUAUCUCCGGAUGUGAAUAAGUUAAGUGCAGAACUGAACAAAUCCAAGAAGUUACCAAAAAUGUCUUUAAGCCAUAAUCUUGAAGCAGUAGAAGGGAAACUGAACGAACUACUUGACCCCGAAGGAGGAAUAAGCAAGCGAAAAGAUGCGUCAAGAGGUUACUUGAAGCUUCUUUUUCUAACUGCUGCAACUGGGAAUAAUGGCCAUGGCGAAGCUAUUCAGAGCAAUAGAGAUCUUUCGAUGAUUUUGGAUGCACUUUUGAAGACAAAAUCUCGGACAGUUCUGGUUGAUAUUAUAAAUAAAAAUGGUUUGCAGAUGUUGCACAACAUAUUGAAGCGAUAUCGGAAAGAGUUCAUCAAAACUCCAAUUCUGCGCAAGCUUCUUAAGGUACUGGAGUAUUUAGCAACACGAGAGAUUCUUACGUUGGAGCACAUAACUGGAGGUCCAGCUUGUCCAGGAGUAGAGAGCUUUAAAGAUUCAGUAUUGACUCUAACAGAACAUGAUGACAAACAGAUAGAAGAUGCAUCAUUGAGCGAUGAAGGUCCCAUAGUUUGCUGAAGACUUGGACAUCUUUUACCUCUCAGGUCCAUCAAAUUGCACGGAACUUCAGGGAUAAGUGGAUUCCUAGAUCCUUAAGGAAAACUUGCUGCAUGGAAAGAGAUGAUGGAGCUUUUGAAUAUCAGCAGCCUACAAGCCACGGAGGUUUAUCAGUAUCAUAUGAUCAUUGGACUGAUAGAGGGGGAAAACCAACAGAAGCAACAAACUCUAUCGAAACACAGCCAGUUGCUGCUUCUGGCACAGUAGACACUUCUACCCUAGAGCUCUCAGCUUCAGGUAGUAGCUGCAGAACCAGUGAGCCAAAAACACGCAAGCGGAAGAGUCGAUGGGAUAACCCUAUGGAGCCCCCACAGUCAAAAUGUAGGAACAACUUGGUAGGUGAUGACAAGCAUAAUGUCAAUGAGGAUAUCCCUCCUGGGUUUGGAACUCCUUGUAGUGGCCCUAUGAUUCCUUCUGAUGCUUCGUCAACUGCUCCUGAUCACCAAGAAAGAGAGACGCAAAUAAAGCUGUGCUCCCUUAAUAUUGUAUUCGGUGAACAACAGUUGAGGUUCAGUGCGCGUAUGCCUAUCACCUAUGGAGUUCCCUUUACUGUCAUGCAGCAAUUUGAAGUCCCACAAGCAGAAAUCUCUGAUGGUUGGACUACGGCUCCAGGUGUGCCAUUCCAUCCAUUUCCACCUCUGCCUCCUUGUGCCCCCGUUGAGCUUGACCAAUCAACAUCUGCUAGAUGUGCAUCAUCGAAUGCACCUACAGAAACAGCUGGACAAUCUUGUUUGACCUAUCAAACAAAGACAUGCAGCAUGAACUCAUCACAUGUCUCAGUUGCAAUUGGCCGCCCAGAUCUCCAGCAAGGAGGAGGUUCUUGUAGCUUGGGACGGAAAUUCUUCAGGCAGCAAAAGUUUAAUCAUUCGAAGCUUCCACCAUGGGUUCGAAUGAGAAAUGGGUGGGGCUCUGCUGGGAACAAUGCCAGAAUCGGUUUGCCAGGAGUAGGCUUAACAAAUGGAGCAAACGAUUUUAGGAACUCAGACGAGGAUUAUAGGAAUGAAUUUUUUAUGUGAAAUUCAUUGGCAUCGGUUGUGGAAAAUCAGCCUUAGUUAUAGGAGCUGUUGAAAACUUUCUGAUUAUCCUUUUUGGUGUAUUGCAAUUCUUUACUCACAUUCUUGCAAAAUUGCAUUAUUCUUUUUGUUGCUUCAA
Salvia miltiorrhiza (redroot sage) is the source of this 5758-nucleotide messenger RNA. RefSeq names its product histone-lysine N-methyltransferase ASHH2. Gene Ontology annotation, cellular component: nucleus; chromatin. Gene Ontology annotation, molecular function: zinc ion binding; protein binding; histone H3K36 methyltransferase activity. The record is from RefSeq and is a predicted model, not a curated record. Bases 476 to 4567 code for a protein of 1363 amino acids. NCBI's taxonomy places the organism in Eukaryota, Viridiplantae, Streptophyta, Magnoliopsida, Lamiales, Lamiaceae. The transcript is spliced from 18 exons. Gene Ontology annotation, biological process: regulation of DNA-templated transcription.